Molecule: messenger RNA, 2846 nt
Organism: Triplophysa rosa
Lineage: Eukaryota; Metazoa; Chordata; Actinopteri; Cypriniformes; Nemacheilidae
Gene: spty2d1
Product: SPT2 chromatin protein domain containing 1
Exons: 6
Coding region: 418-2313 (631 amino acids)
Biological process (GO): regulation of DNA-templated transcription; nucleosome assembly
Cellular component (GO): nucleolus
Molecular function (GO): DNA binding; histone binding
Source: RefSeq, a predicted model, not a curated record
AUGCGUUCGAACCGGAUGACGUGGGAUUGGUUAUUAGUUCUAGAAAAUACACAUAUCAAAGGAGGAUUUCGUUAUCCGCGUUGUUUUAUAGCCUUUUUUUCUUCUUACGGCAACUCAUCCUGUAUCAUUGAGCACAACGGGAGCUGCUCGUUUGUAAAUCUGAGAGAUCCACAGUUGUUUAAGGGUUUAAAUGUCCAACAGCUGAUCCAAUAUGACGAACUAGAAGCUGAAGCUUGUUGAUUUAAUCGAGGGCUUUCCCUUCUUCUUCCGCUUUUAAUCCUCGCCAUAUAAAAGCAUUGGGGUUCGGGUUAUUUUGUUGUAUUUAAAGUAACAAAAGCUGUAAAAUCAGUGAUUAUCGAUUGCAAACGUGCUAGCUAUUGCUGUUAGCCAAGUAACGUUAAGCUUUAGACAGUCGUUAUGGAUUUCGAUAACGUGCUGUCCAUCGCCACCCAAAAUCAAGGGCCUGGCAGCGUAGCGAAACGGUACAGCUUGAAAACUGGGCCCCCUAAAAAAGAUGUCAAAGUAAAAGGAGUCAAUUCGGCGGCUGUACAGGCCUUUCUGAAGAAACAGGCCGUAGAGCAAAAGCACAAAGAACUCCGAACUAAGAAAGCGAAAGAAGAGCUACUGGCCAAAAGAGUAGAGCUCAAGUCAGACAGGAAGGCACGAGCAAUGGCUUCACGGACCAAGGACAAUUUCAGAGGUUACAAUGGCGUCCCUAUUGUUGAGCAGCCCAAAAAGAGGCAGUCAAGGGGUGGCAGAUCGGAAGAGCAGGAAACAUCUGCUACAUAUGAUGAAGACAGUUUUGAAUAUGAGGCUACAGAUUCGGAAUCUGAUGAGCCAAGCAGGCCAGUUAAGCCUCAGCCACAGGCUGAAAGCUUCAGCAAAGUUGACAGUAAACCGAAAAAACCCAGCGCUCCAGCUAGGCCCGCCCCACCACCAAUGAACUUUGCAGACCUUUUGAAGCUUGCACAGAAAAAGCAAUUUGAACCUGUCGAACUGAAACCGGUAAAGAAGACUGAAGAGAGGCUUAGAACUGCAGAGGAGAUUCGAGAACUCGAAAUAGAGCGUAAAGUUAAGAAACAGGACAGAGGGAAGGAUGUGAAACUAGACAGGAAUUCAGUGCAAAAGGAUGGCACAUCUCAUUCCAGCUCAAGUUCACAAAAGAAAAUUGCAGAUGGAGACAACAGAAAUGGGAAGCUGGCCAAGUCAGCUGUGGGUAAGUAUUCUUCUAGCAAUAGCAGCAAAAAGCCAAAGCCUCAAAGCUCCAGUGAAAGAACGUAUGGUUUUGCCAAACCUCACGGAGAUAGAACCAACUUGGGCUCCUCUGCCACCUUAAAUGAUAAAGUUGCCAUAAAGAACGGUUCCUCGUUUCAGGCUAAACAAGCACCACCCAGACCUUCACAGGGCCAAAGGCCAACAACCUCAAGUGACCUUACCCCCAAAAAAGGGAAUACCUCAGGACCUCAAGGGAAAACAAGUAUUUUGGGGAUUCGCAGUGGAGCUUCGACUGAUGCAGGUAGAUCAGGUCACGGACCUCAGAAAAACUCCGGGCAGGUAAGCCUUGGUCAGAGUAACUUGGAUAGAGGUGGACAUCCUCAGAAACAGGGUAAACCAGGGACCGUACAGAGACCAGGGAGUGAUUUCCCACAUCGGCCUGGAAGCAACGGACUUGUACGACCUUCUGCUGGUGAUUCCUUAAAACAACAAAGACCAAGUGGAAGUCUGCAAGGGCAGCAAAUUCCUGGUGGCUCCAGGGGCUCUUUAAACGGACCAAGCAAGAGGGGAGGUGGUGUUUCUGGGAGACCGACAAACAGCAUGGGCUCCGGCCCUGGAAGACCACAGUGUACUGUCGUUUCAGAAACCAUUUCCUCAAAGGACUUUGCACCAAGACCAGGGAUGCCCCAAAGGCCUCCAGGACCCCAAGGGCCCAAGACAUUGAUCGGCCCCACAGGCCACAGAAUUUUGGUUACACCAUCAGGACCAGCACUGCCCCCUAUAACAUCUAGCUAUAAACGGAAAAAUGAGGAAGAAGAGUACGAUUCUGAAAUGGACGACUUCAUCGACGAUGAAGGAGAAGAUCAGAAUGAAAUUUCAAAACACAUCAGGGAAAUCUUUGGCUAUGACAGGACCAGAUUUAAAGAUGAAAGUGACUAUGCACUGAAGUUUAUGGAGAGCAGUUGGAAAGAACAGCAAAAAGAGGAAGCCAGAAGUUUACGUCUCGGUAUCAAAGAAGACGAAGAAGACAUGCGUCUGGAGGAGGAGGAGGAGAUGAAGAAAAAGCUAGCGAUGAAAGCGAAGCGGAAAAAGAUUUAAUUUAAUUGACUAUAAUUCAGUGGUUGGGGAUCAGAUACAACUGAGUGGAGAGGGAAUGAAAAACCUUCCUUGUGCCACAGACAUUGUUACAUUAUUUAUUUGAAUGUCCAAGCAGUGGGAGCAGGUUGCACUAUUAAAGCCCAAGUGUUGCAGCUGAGCUUCAGAGAACAUAAUAUAUGAAAAUAAUACCUGAGAAUCACGAUGGCAAUUUUUUGUAUCAGUAGAAGUAUUGAAAGUAUAUAAUGUGGUUGCCUUACAUGUCAAACACUAACUGCUUUGAAAUCGGUCCUGAAUUAGGGAGACUUUUUAUUGUUUGUAAUAUUUAAUUGCUAACGAGAGAAAAACUACAAUUUUUGCUAUGUAUUUUUUUGUUAAAGUGAUUUGACAAAUAUUGUGGUCCUGUCAUUUAUUCUUUCUUGUUUCAUUUGCUUAAUUCAAAAAUGAGCUUGCUCUGUAAACUUAUUAAAUUGCAUGAAUUGCUCCCCUAAUGCAAAUGAUUUUGAGAUGUUUUGUUUCUAAUUUGGCAGCUGUUA